AUGUUCAAUGUCAGGGAAUUUGUUGAACAAUAUCUUAUUGAAUGUCAAGCUGAAGCUUAUCCUGAAGCAAAUAUACAAUGGACACAACAUACAGGAACAUAUGCUAUUAAAUUAACAAAUGAAGUUAGAAAAAUAGAAUUAGCAAUAGAAUUAGCAAUAACUGAAAGACUAAUUGAAGUUGGUAAACAUUUUAUUGAUAUAAUUGUUUUAGAAAACGGUACGAUUACAUUUGAAUGUGUUUUUACUAAAUCAAUUGAAUGUGUUAAAUGGCUUUAA
Rotaria sp. Silwood1 is the source of this 276-nucleotide messenger RNA. Lineage: Eukaryota; Metazoa; Rotifera; Eurotatoria; Philodinida; Philodinidae. The record is from the annotation of a GenBank genome assembly.